AUGGCCAUCGCACCAAUCACCGGAAAGCUCAGGAAGCGAAUACUACUCGACCUCUCAGUCUCUUUAGGAUUGGGAACCGCCGCUGCUUACACUUGGUGGUAUGGCUAUCACGUCCCUAAAAUGCGUCAUCAACAGAACGUUUACGCUAGAAUCAAUUCUACGCGAGCCGAACAAGAGUCUUGA
Puccinia triticina is the source of this 183-nucleotide messenger RNA. RefSeq lists its product as uncharacterized. The transcript is spliced from 3 exons. The record is from RefSeq and is a predicted model, not a curated record. NCBI's taxonomy places the organism in Eukaryota, Fungi, Basidiomycota, Pucciniomycetes, Pucciniales, Pucciniaceae. Bases 1 to 183 code for a protein of 60 amino acids. Gene Ontology annotation, biological process: mitochondrial electron transport, cytochrome c to oxygen.